Myzus persicae (green peach aphid) is the source of this 1022-nucleotide messenger RNA. Its product is annotated as ras-related protein Rab-13-like. Lineage: Eukaryota; Metazoa; Arthropoda; Insecta; Hemiptera; Aphididae. Bases 281 to 919 code for a protein of 212 amino acids. Gene Ontology annotation, molecular function: GTP binding; GTPase activity. The transcript has 7 exons. The record is from RefSeq and is a predicted model, not a curated record.
CUCAUGCGCAGUGAUGACUUCGGGCACGAACAGCUAUGCUUCAAGAUUUUAAACCAUAGCUCUAUCCAGUGUAUAUGAUCUAAGGUUGACUCAAUCAAGUGUCGAGUGGUGCGUGUAUGAGAACCGUCCGGUUCCCACGGCGGCCUGCGUGACCAAAAGGGCUGAGUGAGCACAUUAUGAAAGGCUCGGGACAGGCCAUGGGCACAGCCCCGCCAGCUGGAGUCAGUCGAGUCUGGUCAAAAGACCCAGUUUCCAUUAGCAGCAGUUUUGGGUCUUGACAAUGGGCGACACAGAAGCAAAAAGUGUGACUGGACCUUUGCUGGAACAGAGGGUUUGGAAAAUUAUUGUUGUGGGUGAUUUGAAUACUGGUAAGACUUCUAUCAUUGAACGGUACUGUGACAAGCAUUUCAUCGAAUACUAUCGACCUACGACAGGUAUUGAUUUAAAAAAGAAAACUAUCAAUUUUGACAACAAAAGCAUCGUUUUAAAUAUUUGGGACACUGCUGGAACUGAAAAAUAUCAAUCAUUAAUUCAAUUGUACUACAGAGGAGCAAUAGGGUUAUUUAUUAUCUACGAUGUUACAAAUUUAAAUUCUUUACAUAACUUGGACACAUGGAUGAGAAAUAUUGAUGAUUUUGCUCCUUCAAAUGUGGUUAGAAUUUUGAUUGGUGCUAAAUGUGAUAUGGAAUCAAACAGAAUGGUUUCAAUUGAAGAAGGGAAACUGGUAGCAAAACAUUUUGGAAUACCCUUUUUUGAAGUGUCUUCUAAAAACAAUAUAAACGUAGACGAUUCAUUUUUGAAAAUGGUUUCUAUGAUAAAUGAGAUGGAAUCUGAUAAUACUAUUAAAAAGGAUUUUGUGAUCUUAGAAGACAAACUAAUAGGUAGUGACGUUGACACCCUAUCCAAAUGUAACUGUUGACUGAAGAGGUGUUAUAAGAAAACACCAUAACAUUUUAUAAAAUAGAUUAAUUAUGUGUAUACUUAAGUUUUAAUUAUUAUUUUUAUAUAUAUUCUAUAGAAAU